Messenger RNA from Myiozetetes cayanensis, 1237 nucleotides. Its product is annotated as aldo-keto reductase family 1 member B1-like. NCBI's taxonomy places the organism in Eukaryota, Metazoa, Chordata, Aves, Passeriformes, Tyrannidae. The coding region runs from base 76 to 1002 and encodes 308 amino acids. Gene Ontology annotation, cellular component: cytosol. Gene Ontology annotation, molecular function: aldose reductase (NADPH) activity. The record is from RefSeq and is a predicted model, not a curated record. The transcript has 10 exons.
CGCGGCGGGCACGGUCCGGCCGUCAUUAAAUGGCUCGGCCGGCGACACUAUCAAACAGCGUUCCCGGACGGAGUUAUGGCGACCUGCGUGCAGCUCAACACCGGGGCCAAGAUGCCUGUCAUGGGACUGGGCACAUGGAAGUCUGCAGCUGGGCAAGUAAAAGCUGCAGUGAUGGCUGCCAUCGAUACCGGGUACCGCCACUUUGACUGUGCCUACGUGUACCAAAAUGAGAGUGAAAUUGGGGAAGGGAUCCAGCAGAAAAUCAAGGAAGGUGUUGUGAAACGAGAAGACCUCUUCAUCGUCAGUAAGCUGUGGUGCACAUUUCACGAGAAGCCUCUGGUGAAGGGAGCCUGCCAGAAGACUCUUGCCAACCUGAAACUGGAUUACCUGGAUCUCUACCUCAUCCACUGGCCUACUGGGUUCAAGGAAGGAGAGGAGCUGUUCCCCACAGAUGACAAAGGCAUGUCUAUACCCAGCAACACAGAUUUUCUAGAUACAUGGGAGGCCAUGGAAGAGCUGGUGGACUGUGGUCUGGUAAAAGCCAUUGGAUUCUCCAACUUUAACCAUGAGCAGAUUGAAAGAAUCCUGAACAAGCCAGGACUGAAGCACAAGCCUGCAAAUGUCCAGAUCGAAUGUAAUCCAUACCUUACCCAGGAGAAGCUGAUAAACUACUGUCAAUCCAAAGGGAUUGCUGUGACAGCAUACAGUCCCCUUGGCUCUCCUGACAGACCAUGGGCUAAGCCAGAGGAUCCUUCCCUUCUGGAUGACCCUAAGAUCAAAGAAAUUGCAGCCAAGCACAAGAAAUCCACAGCACAGGUUCUCCUUCGCUUCCAGAUCCAGAGAAAUGUGAUUGUGAUUCCCAAGUCUGUCACCCCGCAGCGCAUUGUGGAGAACUUCAAGGUGUUUGACUUCAAAUUGACUAAAGAGGAGAUGGCAACUAUUUUCAGCUUUAACAGAAACUGGAGAGUCUAUACAAUGAGCACGCCACUGGGUCUCUGGUAAAGACUACCUCCACAAGAACAUGCCCACUUCCAUUAUUUUGGGUCCUGUUCUCAGAUUCCAAAUACUGCUGGUCUCCAAAGUCACAAAUUGUGGUGAAAUUACUGUAACUAAAUGCAAAGUCAGAAAAACAAGCUGAAAACUCAUGACACUACACAUCCUGUUUCAGUGCAAAACCUCACACAUGUAUAAACAAAAACAAAGAAAAAAACCAAAAAAAACCCGCAAACAAAAAACA